Mycosarcoma maydis (corn smut) is the source of this 1452-nucleotide messenger RNA. RefSeq lists its product as uncharacterized. The record is from RefSeq and is a predicted model, not a curated record. The coding region runs from base 1 to 1452 and encodes 483 amino acids. Lineage: Eukaryota; Fungi; Basidiomycota; Ustilaginomycetes; Ustilaginales. Gene Ontology annotation, molecular function: oxidoreductase activity. The transcript has a single exon.
AUGACUUCGACACGCACAUCUCUCUCUACGACCUCGUCUCUGAGCUCAUCCUUCCCAGAGCUGUCCGCGAACAUCCUCCCGUCUUCCGCUACGACUGUGGCCACGCUUCUUUCGGCGAAUCAUAGCUCGCAUCACUGCUUCUUCAACACGCGAGGCAUGCACAACCACUCUGCACACCAACUCAUCGCCGACCUCACGCUGUCAGCUACGCCAUCACAACUUGAACAACACUACGACUACCAGAUUGCGCACUACCUAAGCGACUUUCGGUACAGCAAUCGGUCGGCGUACGAUCCGCACCACGCUUCCUCCACCGAACAAGCAACCAAGAUCGAAAAGAUCAACCCGGACAAGUGGCAGGAUCAUUUGGGAAACGCGAGGUACUACUGGUCCUACCUGCACUUUUUCGACGAGCAAGUGCAACAGCUAGGCUUCAGCCAAGCAUUGGAAAAGUACGUGCUGAGUAGAGACGCGAACCAAGCCAACGCCAAGAUGCUGGCUCGGUUUUAUGGCGGAGUGUUGCAUGCCUGGAUCCAUUUUGGAUAUGCAUUGGAGCUGACACUGAAUGAGCUGGCAGGUGAGGCGUUGGCCAUGGCUAGUGCGACUGCUGCGGGUCAUGCAUGGCUAUUUGACUAUGAUUGGCUGUUCAAGGUCGAUUGUUGCAGUGGGCAGGAAAGCGGCGUGCUCGAGCUGGUCGACGAGAUUCAGCAGGAUGAGCGGCUCAGCGUGCAAGCUCUGCGCCUCAGCGAGCAUGAUUCGGCGUUACCGGAUGCACCGUUUCAGAGUGGACGCGCGCGCGGCGUCAUUCAGUCUUACGUCGACCGAUGGUCCUCAGUCUCGAACGUGGAGAAAGCGCUCGGCGAACUGUCGCUCUUCUCGGCGCUUCUGCUUGGCGCUGUCCCGCGCCAGUCCGACCAACGUGCGUACAAGCACGACUUUUUCUUGAUGCAUCUGAACAACUCGCACCUGUUCACACCACUUUUGCUCGACGCCGUCCCCACCCAAGCACACAAACUCGGCCUACUGCGUGGGCUGCUAGCUCAGUUCUGCUGGUACUACGUCUGUCGUGGACGUCCGCGUUUCAGUGCGCAAAACUGGAUCGACCAGUACAACGCUCAAACCGUGUUGGAUUGGGAUACAAUGUUUCUCCAGGCCACGCAAAACGUCGAUGAACACCUGCCGAAAGCGGUCCGCGCACUGUACGUCUUCGAACGCCGCUACGCUGACAUGCAGCCACAGUUGCUCGAGUCGAAUUUGCUCACGGCACAGUCCAAGUCGCAGGGAGAUGCGUGGUCGGCAGCGGCAAGUGUUUUUAGGUACACCGCAAGCCAGAUGGUCAGGAUGCAUAGUGGUGAAUUACAGAAGAGCAGGUAUGACGCGCACGCUCACAGCAUGGCGCAGAGCGUAGGCGCUCAUCAGGAGUUCUGGUCUUUCGAGCCGUUUUUAUCUUGA